Messenger RNA from Drosophila innubila, 1658 nucleotides. Its product is annotated as 4-coumarate--CoA ligase 1-like. The transcript has 3 exons. The record is from RefSeq and is a predicted model, not a curated record. Lineage: Eukaryota; Metazoa; Arthropoda; Insecta; Diptera; Drosophilidae. Gene Ontology annotation, molecular function: long-chain fatty acid-CoA ligase activity. Gene Ontology annotation, biological process: long-chain fatty acid metabolic process; fatty-acyl-CoA biosynthetic process.
UUCAACAUUUACUAAAAUCAUAUCAACCAAAGAACAUUAGAAUGAAGUACAUGCCGGAGACCAACUACAAUGCCGACCACAAAAUAUGGAGUGGAAUGGAACAGCCUGCAUAUUUCUCAAAGGAUCUCUCUGUUGGCGAGAUUACAUUUUAUGAAAUGCAACGCCAUCCAAAGUUAUUAGCACAGAUUUCCGAUUCUGAAAAUACCAUCCUGACUCGGGAAGAACUGUUCUUGAAUUCCAAGCGUGUGGCCAGCUACUUGAGGAACUUGGAACUACAGCAAUCGGAUAUAGUUGGGAUUAUAGCUAGAAACACUACACAUAUAUUUGCUGUAGCCUAUGGUUGCUUCUUCAACGGUACGGCAUUUCAUUCCCUCAACGUAAAUUACGAGAAGGAUACUAUUGAAAAGCUUUAUGACAUUACGAAACCCAAGAUUAUCUUUUGUGAUGGUGAUGAAUAUGAAAAAGUGAUAGCUGCAACAGAGAUGUUGAAUGUAAAGGUUGUGACAAUGCGGAAUCAUAAGAAGGGUUCUAUAAGCAUUCAAGAGGUGCUCACCACACCUGUUUAACAAAAUUUCCAGCCAGCACGUCUGCAGCAGGGAAAUAAUCAAACUUUAGCUAUACUUUGCUCCUCAGGUACAACAGGAAGUCCCAAGGCGGUGACUUUUCCAAAUAGCUACAUAUUGGGAAAUUUUAGUCCAUUCGUAACCACCUCUGAUGUGUUGUAUGUACAUAGUACAUUGGACUGGGUGUCAGGUCUAAUGACAACAAUUGCAUCUGGAAUACGAAGCGCUCUACGCAUAAUAUCAGACAAAUCCUUCGAUCCUGCAGAUAUAUUACGACUUAUCAAGAAACACAAAGUGACUUUUCUGAUUCAAGUUCCUACCCACAUGACACAAAUGACUAACUGUCCCGAGUUCGAGGGAGAUUGCCUGGAUAGCAUUUUGUAUUAUCUAUACAUAGGGGCUGGCUGUUCCAUCGAAGUUCAACAGAGCAUCCGUCGACGUCUUUCCCCGAAAUGUGGCUUCUUUUUUGGAUAUAGUUUUACCGAGUUGGGUGGAGGAGGAACAAUGAACCUUCAUUUCGAUCAGAAGCCCAAUUCAGUGGGACGCUUAGUGGACGGUUACAAAAUGAAAAUAAUCAACGAGCAAGGAGAAGCUUUAGGACCGAAUGAAGUGGGUGAAGUCUGCUUAUAUACCGGUAGAUAUUGGGCGGGGUAUUACGGAAAUCCAGAGGAAACUCGUAAAAUGAGAGACAAUAACAUGUGGUACCACUCCGGAGAUUUGGGCUACGUCGAUGAGGAUGGGUUUCUCUUUAUUGUGGAUCGCAAAAAGGAAAUGCUAAAGUACCAGAACAUCAUGUAUUAUCCUCAAGAAAUAGAAAAGGUAAUCACUCAAAUGCCUGAGGUCUCAGAAGUCUGUGUAUUUGGCAGGCUGAAUCCUUUCAAUGGAGACGAAGCUGCUGCUGCGAUUGUGAAGAAACAUGGGGCCCAAUUAGAGCCUCAGGAUGUUAUUGACUUUGUGUCAAAGCACUUGAAGGCCAAGUACUUGCAAUUGAAUGGAGGAGUCUUUAUAGUGGAUGAUCUGAAGCGAACUGCUAGUGGAAAAACUGAUCGCCGUGCCACAAAAGCUAACUGCUUGGAAAUAGCUAAGAAAUACUAA